Daucus carota subsp. sativus is the source of this 405-nucleotide messenger RNA. RefSeq names its product anther-specific proline-rich protein APG. The record is from RefSeq and is a predicted model, not a curated record. Bases 1 to 405 code for a protein of 134 amino acids. The transcript has a single exon. NCBI's taxonomy places the organism in Eukaryota, Viridiplantae, Streptophyta, Magnoliopsida, Apiales, Apiaceae.
AUGGCAGCCUACAACAAUGUGAUCAUCCUGAUGCUGGCCUCACUCCUGUUAAGAUCAGUGGUCUCCGAUUCUCCGGCCCCAUCGCCUUUCUCUCCGGUGCCUCAGCCGCCUUCGAGUAUCGAUAGUCCAGCCCCCUCUCCAGGUGACAAGGCUCCUGCUGAGGCUCCAGUGCCAGCAGUUAAAUCUCCGCCUCCUGCACCAGGACCAGGCCCUGUUCAGCAUCUGGCUCCAACCCCUGCUGAAUCUCCGAAAGCAAGUGCACCAGGGGCGCAGUCUCCUGAGCCUUCACCGUCGAUAUGGACCCCGCCUGCUGAAGCCCCGGCCCCGGAAAGCAAUGAUGGAGUGAAGAGAGUGGCUGGUGGAUUGGUCUGUUUUGGGGCUUUUGUUGUUGGUUUUAUGGCUUAG